UGAGGAGAGCGGGGCUAUAAAAGCAGCCUGUGUGAGAGCGCAGCGGCUCGGAGAGAGAGGACUGUAGCAGGCGGCCGGAGCGCAGCACACAUACCUGGGAACCACACACAGACCCGCACAGCGCAGCCAUGAGUGAGAGACAAGCAUCUGGAGCAAUGACUGGAAACAGCAAACCAUCUGCUGGCCAAGGGCUUCAAGGUCAACAAAAGAUUCCAGCUAAACAUGAGAAGAAGGAUAACCUCCCAGAAGACUUUGACAUCGACAUGGAGAACCCGGAGACUGAGAAGGCCGCCGUGGCCAUCCAGUCGCAGUUCAGGAAAUUCCAGAAAAAGAAGCAGGAUGUGAAGUCUUAGAGCGGAGCACUGUCAGCUGCGUCGCCACUCGAUGUGGGCCCAGUCUUGCAUGUCAAUCAAACUGCACCGUCAUGAACUGAAAAGGAAGGGUAGGGGUGGGAUUCCUGAAGGUGGGGGUCGGGGGGUGGGGUGGUCUGGGGCUAAAUAGUAUCUUUGUGAAAGUGUGUGUGUGUAAUUAUUAACUAUUAUAUACAAAAAUGAUACUUGAUCAAAUUCUGGGUGUAUGUAUUUAAAUCUUUUCUGUAAUUUUGCUAUUUCUGUUUUUUACUUCAAUGACAGUGUAGCCGCAGUAGAGCUUAAAGUUUGAGUAGUUUUUUUUAUGUCACACUCAGUGUAAUAUACCCAUGUUAACAGAAAACUAAAAUAAGUCUCAUAAAUUGUCAAACAACAAUUAUCUUUAAUUCAGGGGGAAUAUAAAGCCACAUGCAUUGCUGUGAUUGACACUUAAACGUGGGUCAUGAUUUCAUUGACAGUCUUUGCAAGGCGUCAUAAUCAAAAGAUGUUUCAGCUCUGCUGGAGGUCUGGUAAUGGCAUUUCCCUCUGGCUGGGUAAAAUGAUCCCAUACAGCUGCCAGCGCUAUCACGCCAUACGACUGUUGCUUUUAAAAUCAAAUCAAUGUCUAAUUUGUAUUUCGAAGUCGGAGGUCUCCCCUCCAUCGUGUCUUUGCAUCCGCUGAGAUGAACCUCUCUGAGCUGUGUGUCUUUGACUGUAGAUGUUGUGCUUGUGAUUUGUGUUUCUUUCCUUAACGUGAUUUAAAUGUCAUUGUUCAGUUGGCUCACACAUGUAUACUGUACAAGCACACGCAAUUAUGCAUGCAAGCCUGCACACACACACACACACACACACACACACACACACACACACACACACACACACACACACACACACACACACACACACAUUCAUAUACGUAUACAAAGAAAUAAAGACGUUGGAAAGAA
Messenger RNA from Dicentrarchus labrax (European seabass), 1294 nucleotides. RefSeq names its product Purkinje cell protein 4a (gene pcp4a). Gene Ontology annotation, cellular component: cytoplasm. The record is from RefSeq and is a predicted model, not a curated record. Lineage: Eukaryota; Metazoa; Chordata; Actinopteri; Moronidae. Bases 129 to 353 code for a protein of 74 amino acids. Gene Ontology annotation, molecular function: calmodulin binding; calcium ion binding. The transcript has 4 exons.